UUGACAGCGGAAAUGAGGAGUCGCCACUUUUUUUCCGCGUCAAGUUCGUUGCUGAAAGUUUUCUUUCCUCUUUUUGUUUGUAGCGGAGGAACUGUGGCGUGCACUCACAAUGAGAGAGAAAGCGACGGACUUUUUAACAUGCAGCUAUUCCAAUGAUGUCCAGUUUCCCGUUGCUCACCAACGACAUCGUUUUGAGUUACUUUAGAUGCUUCUCAAAACAUUUCCGUUAUGCGAAGUCCAACUUGUUGGUUAGUCGUCGUGCUGCGGUGGGUGCCCAUCCGAGAUAACGGAGAACCAGUGAUUCUCAGCCGGUCUGGUUACUGCAAUGAAUGGUAACACUAUCCAUCCAGCCAACACCAGCACAACAGCAGGAGAGGGCCCAGGCGUGGCAGCGCCCCCCAGAGGCUGGAGGGAAUUCUGCGAGCUUCACGCCAUCGCCACAGCCCGGCAGCUGGCUGGACACUACCGGAGCUUCGCCAGAGAGCGAGCACAACAUGACGUUCUCCCACCAGAAAACUUCUCCAAGCAGUUCACCGACCUCUUCCAGCAACACUUCAGCUGCGAGGUCGACAAAGAUGGCACUCCGCUCAGCCAGAACACAUGCUUCACUGGUACUGGUAGUGUCCCCCCCACCACUCCAGUGCCCACUCCCCUUCCAUCACAAGGUGUGAUUGGUCGAUUGCGGAUCACAUCGUUGUCCGGGGUGCAGGACUAUCGAGAGGCGGGCCGGCCGAGUGUUGGAGCGGCUCUCUUCACUGUGGUGUCACCAAAGGUGGAGCCACUGGUGGUGAGUCGGGAACAGGAGCAGCCGCUGCGAUGUGCCGCGGGAAACUCGUUAUCAGGUAACCCGGUGACGCUCACAGGGUCGACUCGUAGCAUCGGCAGCGGGUCAUUGGUGAUUCGUAGCCAUAGCAGCGAGGAGAUCUCUGCCACUGAUCGAAGUCUGGUAUCAGAACGGUACUCCUCUGACAUCUCAACCUCCAACCCUACACACGCUGAAGUCACACAUUUCUCUGUCAGCCAAAUCCAGCAUUCAGUGAGACGGCUUUUCAAAAAACAGUACAACACCCCCCCAUCCCAGGACCUGUCUCCUAGCAACCCCAGCACCAACACCCUCCCAAUUAAUGGUGACAGAGUAAGUGGGAUUCCCUCUACCAAUGAGGAAGGGUCCUCCUCCUCCUCCUCAUCCCACUCUUCCUCUUGUCUGAACUCUGAAGCCACGCCGCUGGUCUCUUCACACAUGACUAAGGCCGGAGUGGGCUCUAACUUCCUGGAUCGUUUCCCGUGGUUACGCGUUGGCAGCCUGAAGCAGAGGAGGUCGGAGGCGAGCGGCUGCUGUAAGGCGGAGCAGCUGAGGUACCUGCUGGUGGACGACACUAUCUCAGACACUCAGCACCGCUGGCAACGCUGCCGCCUGCUGGUCAGGAGGAUCAGGGACGCUCAAGAUGGAGGAGGAAGAGGAAGAGGAGGAGGGGAGAGGUACCAGUUGGAGCUCUAUGAUCCUCCAAAGGCCUCCUGUCCCAAGCUGACGACUCACUGCUCAGAUAUCCAAGAAGUCCGUCGUUGCAACCGGCUGGAGAUGCCUGACAACUUAAACACAUUUGUUUUAAAGGUUAAUCGAGGUAGUCUGAUUUUCGAGACGGACAACGACCAGCAGGUCAGCUCCUGGACCACAGAGCUAAAAGAAUGUAUCAGCAACAGGUCAGGCAGUGUGGAUCUGGAGCCUCUCCCCCCCCCAGCAGACAGCUCGGCUCCAGCCAGUCACAGAGGGAGCUCAGAGUUAGGGAGUCAAAGCCCUGUCACCUUCUCCUUGCCUGAGCAGGUCGUGCAGAAGGCCGACCACUUCCUGUUCUCCUACCCAUGGUUCCACGGGCCCAUCUCCAGGGUCAAGGCGGCCCACCUGGUGCAGAGCUCCGGCCCGGAGGGUCACGGGGUGUUUCUGGUCCGUCAGAGCGAGACACGGAGAGGAGACUACGUCCUCACCUUCAACUACCAGGGGAAGGCCAAGCACCUGCGCCUCUCCCUGACAGAGUGGGGUCAGUGCAGGGUCCAGCACCUGCGCUUCCCCUCUGUGAUGGACAUGCUCAGUCACUUCCGCCUCUUCCCCAUCCCGCUGGAGUGCGGAGCCGCCGGCGCCGUCACUCUGUCCAGCUUCGUGGUGGCGGGCUCCAGCCCCCCGUCACAGGGCCAGCUCUCGGGCGCCCUCCUGGUCCCGUUCUCUCUGCACCGCUGGAGCUCAGAGCCCAGCCUGGCUCACUGCAGCCAGCCGCGCUCCUCCUGCUCCCCCAGCCCCCGGGCCGCCGCCCAGCCCCCGGGCCGCCCCUCCACCCGCAUCAACCCCGCCCCGGACCCUCCUCCGUCAGCCCCAGCUCCGCUUCUCCAGAGUGAAUCUGUGGGGAGGAGACCCCUGCUCCGCCACCCCCACCUCCCUCAGCGGGACUCAGACUACGAGCUGGAGCCAGAGCGGGGGCGCAAGAGGGCGAUAGACAACCAGUACAUGUUGCUCUGACAACCAGUACAUGUUGCUCUGACAACCGCCAACAGCUCCGCUGCCACGACAGAUUAUUAUUACCGGACAUUUUGACUGGCAGGUUUUGAAUUUACCGUUUUUAAAUACAUUUUACCAGCUAAAAACCGGUAACUACCGGCUAACGGAAACCCUGAUACACACAUCUGAUCCCCCCCCCACCCGGCUGCACAUGUCUGUGUGAGACUCUCAGAGAGAGAGCGCAGGAUGCUAACAUGAUCACAGCAGACUCUUUGCUGAGCUUCAAGACUUUGUCUGAUGUCAACACACACACACACACACACACACACACACACACACACACACACACACACACACACACAGACACACACAGACACACAGUCUGUGCUGGCAGUGUGUUUACCAGUGUCCGACCCUCACAGCCUCCACCCAGUGUCCACAGUGAAUGUAUUUUUGGGAGUUUUAUAAAAGUGCUGAGUAUGAUGACUAUUCUCGUUUUCUUGAUGUUGAGGUUCAGUGUGAGAGCGGGGGGGGGGGGCACAUGUGUAGCUGUCCCCCAGCCCAUUCCACACGCAGAGCUUUGUGUACAAACACAGAAAUGAGAAAGCACUCUCAUUUCAGAGUGCCUACAUGUUAUAUUAGAUAUUCCUCCUUUUGCGCAUUAUUUCAUAUUUAAGUGCACAACGCUUUCAGUGCACUUUGACAACAAUGUGUAUUUUGUAUACACAGAUUCUUUUAUAGAAAAAAAUAAAAAAGACAUUAAAAAGGGGAAAAGUCAGGUGGGAAGCUGUUACUUUGAAGUGCUUCCAUCACUUCAGCCCGUCGCUGAGGCAGAGACAGAACCAGGAAUUAUUAUCAACUUUCAUCAGCACUGCUUUUAUUGUGUGUGCUCUGUUCAUGUGGGAGGAGUCGAGGUGUCCAUCAGCACUGAUCUGGAGUCUGUCCCAAUACUCACUGCUAGGUUUGCCAAAAUACCAUCUGUAGUGUCACAUGUUACAUGUCCAGCACCGAGGCCUUGUGUACGCAGCAUUAUCUUCUGAGUAAGCACAAAGUGUCACAUGGUCUCACAGAGAUAAGUCCUGCCACAAAAAGUACAUUUAAUGAUAUAAAUACAAUAAUAUAAUUUAUAUAUUUUUUUCUAUAACCCUGUAUUAAUUUGAUGAAUUUAAACACUUGAUACAAAGUUAUCUUUUAUGAUAUUUCAUUUUUACAGUGGUGGGAGAGGAGCCAUCAGGAGAAGAGUAAUCCAUCUCUUUUCUCCUGACGGCAACACGAUGUGGCCAAAAUAUUUGUGUAAUAUCAUAAUAAUAUUGUAGUAUAUUAUUUGGCACAACAUACCCUCCACUCUUACUCAAAAUAUAUUUAAGUAAAAGUGUUACGAAUUAGUAAUGAGGCUCAAUAAGUAUUCUGCCCCUCCAAAAUGAGCCUUGGCAUUCCCAAGGUAUCUUUUUUUUAUUUGGAAAAAGCUGAAAAAUGCGCCCCAAUAAAACAUCAACUUGAAAAGCUUCACUCCACAGAGCGGGAAAGGGGGAAACACUCCGCAAGAUCAAAACAGAGAGUUAAUCCUCCACCAUCAGAGCCCAUUUCUAUCAGAUUAGUCCCACAUUCAGAACAAAUGAAACAGACUUCAGGUCAGAUAUUAUCUCAGCUAACAUGCUAACAUUAAUCUCACCUUAAAGCCUUAAAGCAGGCUAAUGCGAUGCAGCUCCUGUCGAUUUUAACAUUUAUUUUCUUACAACUUUCUAAGGCAAAUCUUGAUUCUCUAUUUUUUACACUCAUAGCAUUAAAUAUUUUUCCUAGUAUUUUUAUGUACAAGUUCAAAACGGCAGCAGGCGGAUAAAUACGAUAUUUUUAUACACGUUUUAAUAAAAGUGGUUUCAGUGAGAGACUUUGUGAGGGAGGUUUGGUUUCAGCUCAUGUGUGAAUUUUAUUGUCAAGAGCUGACAUUACUACAUUUGUAUUUAAAGGAAUCCAAAAGAUGAAGUGGUUACCAAAGCAAACAGCUGAUUUUCUUAGUGACCCGUUGGUGUGUCCAUCUUGAGAUCAGCCUUUGUAGAUCAGUUUCAGUUACCUGUUGUCUCUCCUCUCAAAAAACACAAAAUAUCCCAUAAACAGUGAGCAGUCGUUUUGACACACACCAAAAAUGUUCUGUAAUUUAGUUUCAACACCUGAAGCUUCACUUCCUUUAGCGACGGGAUGCUUUAGGGAAAUAUGUUGCCAGGACUUGUCUGUUUUCUAACCUUGCUUUAACACUAACUUUAGCAGUUGUUUAAGAUGUACCUUCAGUGAACGUAUGCCUAACGUGUGGAUAAGACCCGUCUUAUCUGCCCUUCUUCUCAGUGUAGUUUCCUUUCCUUAAAGAAGAGAAAUGUCUAAAUGCAACCAAAUGUCCUCAUGAACACGACCGCAAUAGGUCAGCUUCGUCUACCAAAGGAACAUUUUGGCAAUGGUUUUGUAGUUCUCUUAUAUGUAUCAUCUUGAUCAAGACUGACAUCUUUUAAGUGUUUUAUAAGGGGAACAAAAACAAGGAUGUUUUUGGCAAAAGUACGGUUGAUCUUCCUGCCUCUAUGUGCCCGAGUCUAAACAAAUCACCUCUCUGUUUUAUCUCUGAUAAAGGAAAGCAACGGUAACAAUAACUAUUUUGACUAUCAGUCCCCUCUAUUUGCUGAUAUUGUUUUUAUUCUAAGGGAGAAUGACUGUGCCUUUGCCAGAAAGCUGCUGUUGCUUUUCCCCUUUUGUGAAAGCUCAGGGUGUGAUGUGGGGCAGAACUUGUGUAGUGCAAUAUCUGAGACGCCCAAUGUUUCACACCUUAGUAUGUAUGAAAGACGAGAUCAGAGAUGACUGGAUUAAGAAUUCAAUGUUUGCACCUGCUUAUAGAUAAAUGCCAAAGUCCCAGAAAGAAAUGCUAUAUUUAAAACCAGGACUACCGCAUGUUUCUACCGUUUUUUGGCUUUUCCUUCUGUGUCAUGGUUUAAUUCAAUUUGUCUGCAAGAAUCGAGUUAGCACUUACAACAAUCAUGGUGUACCUCAGGUGUAUUUAAUCCUCAACAUGCGCUCCAGCAACACCUCUACUCUCUCCGGUGUUUGUUUUCAAAUGUCCAGUUGUGUCCUCAAUACUGUUCAUCCUGUUUGUUAACUCAGCACUGUAAACAUUCCAGCCCUAAAGCCCCCCCCCCCCCACAGCAGCUUUUCUUUCAAUGUGUUUGCAUCCCUUUCAGUUAUAAGCAUCUAAAUUAUAUUAAAUAUAUAUAUAUCAACUGUAUAUUUGACUUUUUGUAAAAUAAACCUAACCAUAAAAAGACU
Trematomus bernacchii (emerald rockcod) is the source of this 5791-nucleotide messenger RNA. RefSeq names its product SH2B adaptor protein 3 (gene sh2b3). The record is from RefSeq and is a predicted model, not a curated record. The transcript has 8 exons. Bases 326 to 2509 code for a protein of 727 amino acids. Gene Ontology annotation, cellular component: plasma membrane. Lineage: Eukaryota; Metazoa; Chordata; Actinopteri; Perciformes; Nototheniidae. Gene Ontology annotation, biological process: intracellular signal transduction. Gene Ontology annotation, molecular function: transmembrane receptor protein tyrosine kinase adaptor activity.